Micropterus salmoides (largemouth bass) is the source of this 1281-nucleotide messenger RNA. RefSeq names its product P2Y purinoceptor 14-like. The transcript has a single exon. The record is from RefSeq and is a predicted model, not a curated record. Gene Ontology annotation, biological process: negative regulation of adenylate cyclase activity; G protein-coupled receptor signaling pathway. Gene Ontology annotation, cellular component: membrane. Bases 6 to 1001 code for a protein of 331 amino acids. Gene Ontology annotation, molecular function: G protein-coupled purinergic nucleotide receptor activity. NCBI's taxonomy places the organism in Eukaryota, Metazoa, Chordata, Actinopteri, Centrarchiformes, Centrarchidae.
CGAUCAUGUCCAACAACUCAGCACUCUUCUCCUCUGACUGUGCUACUUUCAGCCAAGUGACUGUAAAUGUGGCCAUCACGUACCUUUUCUUCUUCUUGUUCCCUGUUGCAUUACUGCUCAAUGGGAUAGCAGCGUGGGUGUCUUUGCAUCUCCCGUCCACCUCCACCUUCAUAGUGUAUCUCAAAAACCUGGUGGCUUCUGACCUGCUCCUGACACUGACACUACCAGUGACAGCAGCUAGCAUGCUACCUGAAGCGGCAGUCGAGUUAAGGAUUUUUGCUUGCCGUUACUCUUAUGUAAUUUUCUACUGCUGUUUGUACACAAGUAUUGCUUUAAUGGGUCUUAUCAGCCUUGACCGCUUUUUCAAAAUUGUUAGACCAUGUGGAAAAAUGUUAGGACAAAACGUGGUCUUCAGUCUUGUAAUGUCCACCUUGGUUUGGAUGGGUUUAUUUGGCUUUACAGUCAUCCCAACUAUCAUUCUGACUGACCAAACUCCUGUUAAUAUAACAGGAGAUUUCUGUAUAUCCCUGAAAAGUCUAGCUGGUGUGACGAUUCACAAGAAUGUGGUUAUUUCUAUGGAGAUUCUUUUCUGGCUUGUCAGCAUACUGAUUGUGUUUUGCUACAUCUGCAUCACUCUGAAAGUCAUACAGUCCUUCCGAAAAUCUGGGAGCAACAACAGCCAAGGAAAGAACAAGACUAAACUACGAGUCUUCUUGAUCCUUUUUGUGUUUUUUGUGUGUUUUGUGCCUCUUCACGUUAUGCGUGUUCCAUUCACACAAUACGAAAUCUUUGGCAUUGAGGGCUGUGCUCAAAUGUGGGUGCUUAUAGUCCAAAAAUUUGUCCUGUGGCUCUCUACAACUAAUGUCUGUCUGGACCCUCUUCUUUACAUUUACCUGUGUAAGGAGUACAGAGACAAACUGGUUGACAUAAUGAAAGCUAAAGGGAUCUGUGUUGGGUUAUACUCAGGUGAAAGAGGGGAGACUUCAGCAAAUGUUGGAUGAAAUGAGAGACUAAUAAUAUGUCCUCAGUCACAAAUUGCAUUGUUCUUUUGUUUUAUGGAUUGACAAACAUGAAUAUUUUAGCAAGCAAGACCGCCUUAGAAUCUUCCAGUAACUUUUAAUCUUUACAUUUUAUGUUGUACUGCCCUCUAGUGAUCUAAUGCAGAUUAGCAUCUAUUGAGACUAAGGUCCACUGAGAGAAACAAAGUAGGAACAUGAUAAAAACCACAUGAUAAAUGUGAUGUAAAUUUCAUUGUAAAACUAUGCAAAUGUAUUAUUUGAU